GUAAAUGUGACGUCUCGCGAAUGCUCGUUUGGAGAUGACGCAGAGGCUGCCUCCGCCGCCGCCUUGGCGGCCGGAUGGCAUCCCAGGCAUCCCGCCAGGGGUGCUUCCACCAUACGAGAAGAUGAAGGCAUGCCGAAAUCACUCCCAUGACAAAGACCAGCAAGGUGGGCACGCACACACGGGGUGGGGUGGGUGCAGUGAAGUGCAUGGAGUGUCCACUCCGUCUGUGUCAGCGUCUGCUCGCCCUCUGCCGGUUCCGAUGGCUGCGUACGGACCCCCUCCAGGCCUAGUUGCUCCAGGUGAGAAGAAUGGAUGGAUGGACAGCGAGAUCUGUCUGCCACAUGGCGUUGAUAUGGGCUGCAGGCAUGCAACCUACGUUGCCGUUUGUGUGGUCGACGUACGGCGUAGCUCCUCAUGCGCAUCAUGGGCCCGUUGCAUCCGCGAUAGCUGGUCAGACGGCGCCCCAUGUGGCUGUUGGCGGCCAGGGUGACGCUCUCACUGGCCCUUCUCCGCGGCCCGUGCUGGCAAGAUCGCACUCGGUGCGUACGCCAAGGGAUGGAGAGCUUGGCUGAACGGGUGGUUGCUUCUGUGUGUGUGUGUGUGUUGGGGGCAUGCAGGGCGCUGGUGGUGGCGGCUUGAAGCAGCUGGUGGACGCUGCAACACUUACAGACCCUAUCCACCCUUACGCACAGGUAAGUACACCCACACGCCACACAACGCAUCAGACACAUGGAUGGCAUGUCGCUUGUGUGUGUGAGAUGGCAUCAGAUGGCCAUGGCUCCGCAUGAUGCCCAGUGGGUCGGCAUCAAAACCGAGAAGGGGCAGGUGGUCGACCAGCCGCCCGCUGCAGCUGCAGCAGCAGGAGCGAGCGAUGUCAAAAUCGAGGUCAAGGUCAAAAUCGAGGAGGAGGACGUAAGCACCCACGCACAUAGACGACCAUUCUGGACACACACGUCCGCUCAUGUCUGUUUCUUGAUGCAGGGAUAUGCAUAUGGUCAGGAGGGAGAAGAGGAGGAAGACGAAGAAGUAGUGGGAGAGGACGGAGAGGGAGAAGCAGGGGAGGGAAACGGGGAGAUACAGGGGUAUGGUGGUGGUGCGGGUAGCGUUGACGAUGAUUCAGUUGAAGAAUUUGGUGUUGAAGACUUGGCACAGGUCCGUCCCUCCAAUACGCAUAUAUACGUAUUUGCUGUGUCUCAUCACGUUGGCGCCAAGUCCGCUGUGUAUUCAUUAAUAUAUUGUGUGUGUGCAGGAGGGUGCUGAUGAUGGUCACGUCGAGGGUGGCACAGACCCGGUCAAGCUCGGCAGAGACCCCCAGCUACACUUGCACUACAUCGACGCCCAGGGGCACAAAGCCAAGCCACGGCGUGAGUGAGACUCUCAUUGGCUGCACUCACUACAUGUCGACCUAUCCAUCCAUUCAUUCGUGGGCUCUCCUCUCCUCUCCUCUCCUUCUUUCAGGGUCGAACAAUCCCCCGCCCGGCCGAGUGCACGAGCGUCUGUUUCGACUGCUGUCGUACUACAUGAACGGCAGACACCCAGAGGUCGGCCCACAUCCAACACAUCACAUCACAUCACAUGUGUGUGUGUGUGUGUGGAUGCAUGUGUGAAUGCAGUAUUGGGUCCAUAGGUUGGGUGACGGUCAGGAUCGUCUCUUUCCAUUCAAGUGUCGUGGCGACUCGAAGCUGCAGGUGCCCAGCCCGCCCUCCCCCGGGACGGUCUGGCUCCAUGUCGAUGACACCAUGUGAGGGAGUCAGUGAGUCAGUGGCGGCAUGCGCGUAUACGUAUGUUGUCCAUGUCUCUCUCUCCCUCUCUGUGUAUGUGUAGGUGGCGGCACGGCAGACCACAGGCGGUGUGGGGUGGCCAACAGGGCAGCCCAGACAUCCAUGUAGACGUGACGGCGUUCUUCGGGAAGCUGUUCUUCGGCAGCACGGAGAGCGCGGUAUCCAACAACGACACAGACACCCACAGACAGAGACACACCAUCCGUCCGUCCGUCCGUCCCCUUUAUUGUUUGGCUGUCCGUAUGUGCGCACACAGGUGUUUUCGUUCCCCUUUGGCCAUUCCGAAAGUGUGAGCGAGGUGACCACGAAUCACCUCAACCACCACCUCGACCGCAUCAAGGCCGGCCUCGAGCAGCUCAGCACUCAAAUCCUCACGCCGUGUUUCAUGUGAGCACACCGUCAAUGCGCACGCACAUACACACACAUGUAAUGUCACCCCUGUGCGUGUUGCGUGUGUGCACAGGUGGUUCGUAGCAGAGCCUGACGUCGCGCAAGAACUCCCCGACGCGGAGAAGCCGCAUCGCCUGCUGGCGAACAUCCACCACUCGGCAUCCAGCUCAUCUUCAGCAUCGGCGUCUGCGGCAGAACUACCGCCGGCGUCGAGUGUCGCUCACAUAGUAUGUGCGCACCUCUACACAAUUGAUUGACAUGAAUGGAUGGAUGGAUGGAUGGAUGGGUGCACAGAACAGACGUAUGUGGGUAUGAAUGAAUGCAGGUGAGCGUGUUUGAGACCUUCUUCGCCACUGAGGUGCUGCAGCAGCAGCCGCCCCCGUCCGAGUCCCAGGACGGCAGGAAGCUCGACAGGAAGCUGCUCACGGGCCUGCAUCAGACGCGCAAGAGGAACAAAGCGACCGCUCUGAGGAGGAAGCGCCAGAAGCAGCAGGCAGGGGGAGGGGGAGGGGGCGGCCACCACGGACAGCGCCAAGUGAGGGCACGCACAGACGGACGGACGGCUACCGAAUGGAUAGAAGAGAGGGAGGGAGGCGGGACAGAAUUUGAAUAAAUGCAUAUAUGGGCGAGAUAGGAGGGGGAAUUGAGGAGAGGGAGGGAGGGAGAGACACACAUCAAUCACAUGUUCGUAUAUUAAUAGGUGGUGGAUGCAUGGAUGGAUGGAUGGACCCUGAUUGAUGCAUGUGAACGUGUGUGUGCGUGAAUGAAUCGGUUGAGCGCCUGUCGUUGGUUGUUCAAGAAUUUCAAGAAUACGUACGGAGAAUGAGUGGAUCUACAUGUACACACGCACACGUGUGAAAGAAAGCCUUUCUGUGUGGAUGCAUGGAUAUGUGUGUGAUGUGUGCGUGGCUGUAUGGAUCCACCAAUACUCUCAAAUGGUG
Molecule: messenger RNA, 3112 nt
Organism: Vitrella brassicaformis
Lineage: Eukaryota; Vitrellaceae
Source: the annotation of a GenBank genome assembly